Molecule: messenger RNA, 2682 nt
Organism: Drosophila takahashii
Lineage: Eukaryota; Metazoa; Arthropoda; Insecta; Diptera; Drosophilidae
Gene: Ktl
Product: BTB/POZ domain-containing protein Ktl
Biological process (GO): protein homooligomerization
Molecular function (GO): protein binding
Source: RefSeq, a predicted model, not a curated record
CUGAACGAGUGCGGACGCGUUUGGCGGACAGAAAAGGAAGCGUAGGAUAUACCCAGGCAGGCUGUAAACAAACCCAGAGAUAGUGGUGAUUGUGAUUGCACCAAGUUCGCGAGUGUUUCUCCCUUGUGCUUGGCCAUAUGUGUGCUUAGAUAUUAGAUAUUAAUUGGCCGAUUAAUUACCGAUCCGACGUAAACAGUAGCCUGGCAUUAAUCAUGCCCGAAAUCAUCGAGCUGAACGUUGGCGGCGUGAGCUACACGACCACAUUGGCCACCCUGCAGGCGGACAAGAGCACGCUGCUGGCCGAGCUCUUCGGCGAGGGUCGCGAUUCGCUGGCCAAGGACAGCAAGGGCCGCUACUUCCUGGACCGCGACGGGGUCCUCUUCCGCUACAUCCUGGACUUCCUGCGCGACAAGGCGCUGCACCUGCCCGAGGGCUUCCGCGAGCGCCAGCGGCUGUUGCGCGAGGCAGAGCACUUCAAGCUGGCCGCCAUGCUGGAGUGCAUCCGCGGCGAGCGGGAUGCCCGGCCGCCGGGCUGCAUCACCAUUGGCUACCGCGGUAGCUUUCAGUUUGGCAAGGACGGACUGGCCGAUGUUAAGUUCCGGAAGCUGUCGCGCAUCCUGGUCUGCGGCCGAGUGGCCCAGUGUCGCGAGGUCUUCGGGGAUACGCUGAACGAGUCACGGGAUCCGGAUCACGGCGGCACCGAUCGAUACACCUCGCGGUUCUUCCUGAAGCACUGCUACAUCGAGCAGGCCUUCGACAAUCUGCACGACCAUGGCUACCGCAUGGCCGGAAGCUGCGGCUCCGGAACCGCCGGCUCGGCAGCGGAACCCAAACCGGGUGUGGACACCGAGGAGAACCGCUGGAAUCACUACAACGAGUUCGUCUUCAUCCGGGACUAAGCGGCUGCAACUCAGGGAGGAGGCACUCGAAACGAUAAGAAACGAAAGGACACAACACCACCCAAUCCCCAGCUCUGUAUCGUUAUUUUUCGUUAUAACAACUUGGAAACCUCCUUUGCCAUACUACCCAUCAGUAUUCCAGCAUUCUACGGAUUAACCUUUAUUAAUGGCCAGGAUAAGGCGGCUUGAGUUUCAACCCACCUCUUGAUAUACAAAUGGGAACAUUUCGAAUGUACAACUGAACUAACAAUCCACACUAAAGUCUAGGGAACUGUUGACACACAUAGAUAACCUAAUGAGGGCAGGGCAGGCAUCUGCUGAUUUGACGUUUGUUCUUUGGAUUUCCCUGCCAAACGUAAUACUUUGCUUUACGCGCUCAUCUAUCAAUCACGGUAAGCCCAUUAAAUUGGAUAUUACGAGCUGCCCUGCUCCCGACUCUUUGAUGAACGAAUGCGAAUUCGGUUUUACUGGCUGACAAGAAGUGAAAACAAUUCGGCAAGUGCAGAUAACAAAAACAAAGCAAAACCAUUUUAUUAGCCCCAACUUUUGUUGAUGCAGUGCAGUGUAAACAAGAUGAGAAGAAAACAUAAAACAGAUCAGAACAGAGCAGAUUCAAAUAAAUUCAAACGAGGCAAGGGCAAGAGGAGGGAAGACCUUGCCAGCUGGAUAAACGUUUUUGUGGUCAAUCAAUCACACCGAAGUCACACUGAACAAUUUGAAAUACGGGUUACUCUUUGAAACUAACGAAAUAUUGUAGCAACAGAUACCGCUAGCCAGCGAACUCAAGCAAAUGGUAAAUCUAAAGUUUUAUUAGUCUAAUAAAAGUCGAAGCUCGAAGUAAAGAAUAUACAAAUAGCGAAAUAGGAUAACGGCGAACAACAUGUGGCCCCAAAUAUAUAUAUGUUGACCCAAGCUGAAAGGCAGCCUGCAAUCCAUAAAACUCAAAAACACAAAUCGAUAUUAGAGAAGUACAUUUACUAUACAAAUACAAAUACAAACCAAACAACGGCUGUCAUAAGAUAUGCCCUUUUGCAAUAACUCUUGAGUCGUUUCCGAUUCUAAAAAAUGGCAUGGCAAAUACAAAUAUCCUUAUUGUAGGCACCAUUUGGCUCAGCGAUAAAACCCGGUCCUGAAGCAACAAUUGGAAAUGAUUUAAUAGUGAACUUUAGAAAAUAGCUGAGCCACUCAAAAAAUACCACUCUUCAUUCACCCGAUUUCGUGGUCAAUCCAGAAAAGUAAUCAUCAUUUACCACUCAUCAUCUGUCGAAGCCAAAUGAAAAAAGCUAGUCUUAUUCGAUAUUAUGAUUUAUUAGUAAACUGUAAUGAGAAUGCCAAAAACGAAAAACCAAAUACCAAAUGGUCACAAGGACUUCCAGGAUCACGAUGGGAAUACGACACAUACGAAACUAAAUUUGCUGAACUUUAGGAACCACUCUGUUCUUAUUGAUUUUAUCCACUUUCGGAGCGAAUUCAUGAAAAUGUUUUUCGCUGACAUAUCUCGCAUCGCAUUUUCGACAUUUCCGCAGGUUUGUUGUUGAAUUCAUGUCCACAUGAAGGGGAAUUUACGGAGCGAAGCGCUUGGGCGAAAAUCUGAAAUAUAGUGAAAUGAAAUGAAAAUGCCGAUGCGCAACAUUGAAACAAAACACUCAUGAAAUAUACGAACAAAUUGUAUAAAACUAUAAAUUCUUUAAAUUGUGUGUAAAGAGGCGCGCUGCAUAUGUAAUCAUCAGCAAUAACGUGGUAAUAUUCAUGAAAGAAAACUAUUAAGCUCCAUUAUAUACUG